Merops nubicus (carmine bee-eater) is the source of this 887-nucleotide messenger RNA. RefSeq names its product semaphorin-3D-like. Gene Ontology annotation, biological process: negative chemotaxis; axon guidance; neural crest cell migration. The record is from RefSeq and is a predicted model, not a curated record. The annotation marks the transcript as partial. Lineage: Eukaryota; Metazoa; Chordata; Aves; Coraciiformes; Meropidae. The transcript has 8 exons. Gene Ontology annotation, molecular function: semaphorin receptor binding; chemorepellent activity.
AUCUGCUGAAAUCCAACAGCUCUCACCUGUUGCUGGCCUCAGGGGACAGGAUGGAUUUCCAAGCCCUCUUGGUAGAUGAUGACAGGGCCUGGCUGAUGGUGGGAGCAAAAAACCACAUCUUCCUGCUCCACCUAGACCAUCCCAACAGAGAGCCAGAGAAGAUUUUCUGGCCUGCCUCCAGGGAGCAGGUGGAGCAUUGCCAGCUGGCAGGGAAGAACGUGGAGACAGAGUGUGCCAACUUCAUCCGACUCCUCCAGCCCUUCAACAGGAGCCACGUGUUUGCCUGUGGGACUGGCUCCUACCAGCCCGUCUGUGCCUUUAUCCAGCUGGGAGCCAGGGGGAAGGGUCCCGGGGCUCCCCCCAUGCAGCUGGUGACCCACUCUCUGGAAUCGGGGCGAGGCCGGUGCCCAUACAGCCCCCAUGAACCCUUCACAGGGCUCCUCGUUGAUGGGGAGCUCUAUUCGGGCACAUCCAGUGACUUCAUGGGCAGCAGCGCUGCCUUCUUCCGGACCUGGAUCCACGGGGCUGAGCAGAGCUACAUCCGGACGGAGCAGAACCAGGACCACUGGCUGCACGAGCCUGCGUUCGUUGGUGCCUACGCCAUCCCUGAUACCUACAAUCCCCACGAUGACAAGGUCUACAUCUUCUUUCGUGAGACGGCCAUGGAAGCUGGGCAGUGGGAGAGGCGGCACAUCCAUGCCAGGGUGGCCCGGGUCUGCAAGAAUGACGUCGGAGGGAAGCGCAGCCUCAUCAACCGCUGGAGUACGUUCCUCAAGGCUCGCCUGGUGUGCUCCAUCCCCGGGCCUCAGGGCACCGAGACUCACUUCGACCAGCUGGAGGAUGUUUUCCUCCUGCACACCCGCGACCCCCAGAACCCCCUCGUCUUU